Messenger RNA from Chlorocebus sabaeus (green monkey), 1314 nucleotides. RefSeq names its product transmembrane protein 220 (gene TMEM220). The record is from RefSeq and is a predicted model, not a curated record. Lineage: Eukaryota; Metazoa; Chordata; Mammalia; Primates; Cercopithecidae.
GGAGUUGAACCUAUAUGGGUUCAAAUUCGACUUCUGUCCACCACCGAGACCUGCGUUCCGGGUGGGACUCGCUUUCCCAUCCGCGAAACGGGGACGGCGCCGCCUCCACCCCGCGGCGUUCCGGGCGGGCUGAAUGGGACGCCGAGUACUGGCUCCAGCCACGCCCUUCCCUCCCCGCCCCCGGCGCCGAGCGACUGCCAAGGCAGUGUCCCCAGGGGACCGAAACCGGGGCGGGGUCUCGGUCCCUCCGCGGAAGGAGGGAGCCGGUCCGUACCAGGCAGGAGUCGCCGCCCCGCGCCGCCGCGCUCCCCGAGCCAUGGCGCCUUCCCUGUGGCGGGCCUGCAACGGGCUCAUGGCCGCCUUCUUCGCGCUGGCGGCCUUCGUGCAGGUGGUGUACACAAUCCCUGCAGUACUGACCCUGCUUGUUGGACUUAACCCUCAAGUCACAGGUAAUGUUAUUUGGAAAAGUAUCUCUGCAAUACACAUACUCUUUUGUAUGGUGUGGGCUGUUGGCUUGGCGUACUACCUCUUGCGUCAUACACAACAGAACAUCUUACAUGAGGAAGAAGGCAGGGAGCUGUGUGGUCUGGUGAUUAUUACAGCAUGGAUUAUCCUGUGCCGCAGUUCCUCAAAGACUCCAGUUGGUGGAAGAAUUCAGUUGGCUAUUGCCAUUGUAAUCACACUUUUCCCAUUUAUUUCAUGGGUCUACAUAUAUAUUAACAAGGAAAUGCGGUCCUCCUGGCCAACUCAUUGCAAGACAGUCAUUUAAAUAAAUUCAAGAACUUUGUUUUUAAAAUGAAUAUUUUCAAUCAAUUUUUUAUGAACAUUAGAGGAACAAGCCAGGAGUUUAUUUCAGGUAAUUUGGGCUAACAGAGUUUUUUAAAACUCCAAAUAACUUUUUAAGGGUGCGUAUAAUUUGAUAUAAGAUUGGAUGGGACAAGUAAGAGAUGGUCUGAUAUUUUCUGGAAGACUUUCUGCAGGGUCUUGUGUCAUAAUGUAGUGGAAAAGGCUGGAGAAUAGCAGUUUAAAAAUACGAGUUCUAACUCAACUUUGUAACUAUGUAAUUUGGGCAAAUAUAUAAACCUCCUAGUGGAUAUUUCUUUAUAACACAGGAUUAAUGCCACAUCUACUUACUUAUACAGUAGCAAGGACCAAUCUAGAUAAUGUAAGAACACUCUGAAGAUAUAAAGUAUUCGGAAAGAUUACGGAGGGCUGUCCAUGAUUAAAAUAGAGGGGAGCAGGGAUUGGGUAAUAUACUGAAAUAGAGGUUCAAGAGAGGGCUAUACCCCGAUCUUUCUUUCUUUCUUUUUUUUU